Nicotiana tabacum (common tobacco) is the source of this 1715-nucleotide messenger RNA. The record is from RefSeq and is a predicted model, not a curated record. NCBI's taxonomy places the organism in Eukaryota, Viridiplantae, Streptophyta, Magnoliopsida, Solanales, Solanaceae.
AGAGGUUUAUUUUUGGGUUUAUCCUCUUGAGAGCACUCUGAGGUUUGAGCUGAAAUGGCGAUGGCUGUUCUUCAGUACGGCUGCUCACUUCCCCUCGCACGGGCCUUACGGUCUCGCACUUUUACAGUCGCCUCCAGUAGCGUCAGAGUACCCUCACUCAAGAAGGCUUCUCAAAUGGAUUCGCACGUCCUCCUUGGCUUGUCGGACGAACAACUUCAGCAAAUAGCGCUCGACUUUGGUCAGAAAAGUUUUAGAGGUAAACAGCUGUAUCAUCUCAUCUACAAGAGAAAGGUCAAGGAAAUUCAGGAAUUUAGUCAGCUGCCGUUGGCAUUCAGAUACGAUUUAGAAGAAGCAGGAUGGAGGGUUGGAAGGUCCCCAAUUCAUAAAGCAGUCACCGCAGCUGAUGGGACCAUCAAGUUGUUAAUAAAGCUCGAGGACAACCGAUUGGUCGAGACUGUUGGAAUUCCAGUUAAAGACAAUGAUGGUUCAUCUCGCUUGACAGCAUGUGUUUCAUCUCAGGUGGGCUGCCCAUUGCGCUGUUCGUUCUGUGCCACUGGCAAAGGAGGAUUCUCAAGGAACCUUAAGAGCCAUGAAAUUGUUGAUCAGGUCUUGGCAAUAGAAGAGCUAUUCAAGCAGAGAGUGACAAACGUUGUGUUUAUGGGUAUGGGGGAGCCAAUGUUGAACAUGAAAGAAGUCCUUGAAGCACAUCGUUGCCUGAAUAAGGUCUUGCUAUCUAGAAUUUCUGAUCUCUACUUUGUUUCACCGCUGUACAUCAGCUUACAUGCUCCAAAUCAGAAUCUUCGGGAAAAGAUUGUACCAAGUGCAAAGUCCUACCCUUUGAAUGCAAUUAUGAAGGAUUGCAGGGAUUACUUCCUGGAAACUAGAAGACGGGUUUCCUUUGAAUAUACACUUUUAGCCGGAGUGAAUGAUUCGGUCGAGCAUGCAAUUGAACUGGCAGAAUUGCUUCAUGAAUGGGGUCGUGGUCAUCAUGUGAACUUAAUACCAUUUAAUCCAAUAGAGGGCUCGGAGUAUAAGCGUCCAUCCAAAAGAUCAGUUCUUGCUUUUGUCUCUGCUCUUGAAUCUCGUAAAGUAACUGCUAGUGUACGUCAAACAAGGGGACUUGAUGCAAGUGCUGCUUGUGGACAGUUGAGAAAUGAGUUUCAGAAGAGUCCUUUGCUUACUGGAAAUGCAAUUCAGGAAUCUCAUUCUGUAGUUGCACUUGCAUCUUGAUAUCAUAUAAGUUUUGCAAGCUUGAAGCUACUCCAUUUGUUCUGUGCUAAACCAUAUCAGCAGUGCUCGACAGCUUCUCAAGAACAGGACUUGUUUGGUACAAGCUGCUGCGUUAAGAUGAAAGGAACCGUCGCUCUUGAUAGAGAGUGGUUAAUGAAGGUGGUCACAUGGCAGCAGUUCUUGAUGUUGGUGAAAUUAUAGGAAUUGUAUUUGUAGGUGGAUGACCGAACAAUUUGUUGAGCUUGUGCGCAUGGAUGUGAUCCUCAGCCUCGAGUGCUCCUCCGUGGUUCAGCAAUGCAAAUACUCAAAUAUUUAAGAGAUUAAAAAAAGUAGUUUUGGAUAUGAUAAAAAAGAUGCUCUACUAGUAGUUGAGGAAAACUGUUGUUUCUUAUACAAGAAGUUGAUGCAUGAUGUACUCAGGUGCCAAAUUAUGUGCUUGUACACGAUAUUUUGUUGUAAAUAUCUAUGGCUUAUACUUGAAUCAA